CCCAGUGGCGGUAGCAGCAGUGUGAAAGUUUUCCCGCGGAACGCGUUUCCACCUCAAUCGAGCCUUGUUGUUGUUUUAAGAAAGAAAGAAAAAAGAAUCUACCUGACCGUCAUCCCAACCCUCCUUCUUCAAAAUGGUCGGUCCCAGCUCACAGAUCAGCAAACUGCUGCUGACGCUGCUGUUCCUCCUGAUCAUCUUCUUCAUCUGGAUGGACGUGAAUCUGUACAUCCGCAUCCAGGACUACCCGAUCCGCGAUCGCGAGAUCCGCCUGCUGAACGGUAGCACCGUGCUGAGACCAACGAUGGGCGUUACGAGCAGCAGCGCGGUGACCUCGGCCGUUCCCCACCGCCAACCGCAGGAAGCGGCCCGGUACGAGGACGUGGCGUGGGUCUCGUGCGAUCUGAACCCGCUGUGCGACGUCACGGUGAAGGCGAUGAUGUUGGACCACACGAACCACUACCUGUUUGCGCCGAUGGCAACGCUGCUGGACAAUUUGGCUGGGUUCUCCAAGGGGGAGCUCAUUACGCCGAACAUGAUUUCGUUCUUCCACGUGUUUGUGGCGGUUGCUUCGGGGCGGAUGGUCGCGUCGGAUUCGCUGGGCUAUCGCCGGAUCGGGGUGGUGCUGUUUCAGUUCCGGACGUUCUUGGACGAUUUGGACGGGCACGUGGCACGGGCGAAGAAGCACAUCCGCGGCGAGCGGUCGGACAUUGGAUCCGCUGGAUAUUACAUCGAUGGGAUCUGUGACGCGUUGGGCUGCAUCGCCCUCAUGAUCGGAGUGUUUGUGUUCCUGAAGAACAACCCGCCGCGUCGUGGCUACACCCAGCUCCAGUCCAUCAUCCCGGUGUCCGAGUCGAAGAACUGCUCCGAGUCGGGCGUCAUCUACAAGGUCAAAGUCACCACGAAGAAGGUCGCCCGCAAGGUGCUCUGCUACAGCGGCAUCCUCGUGCUCAGCUCGACCGGCUGGAACCGUUACAUCGCCAUCUACCAGGACAUGCUCGAGCGGGAGGACGUCACGCCGACCCAGUUCCUGCACCAGGAGCAGGCCUUCCGCUCGACCUGGUUCUUCGUCAUCUGCUGGCUGUGGCGAAUCGCGAACGUGCACGCCCUGCUGCACUUCCUCCUUCUGAGUGUCUUCUGUGAUAAACUGUGGGAGUACCUGCGGAUGAUUCAGUACGCCGGCUUCGUGGCGCUGCUCGCCAUCAUCAGUGUGGCCGAGAUGCACCUGCUCGGGGCGCAGAACUACAUCUACAAAUCGCUGACUGGUAACAAUACAUCGUUGUGAUUACAUUAAGGCAAGUUUUAGGACGACCCCCCGCGGGUCUCGCCACUGCUUAGGGUGGUGGGUCCCAAAGCGUCGUUAGCAGCUAUCGUUUUCUAAUGUCUCCACUUUGGUGGGGGGAUUACCACGUGAGACAGAUUUUGCGACAUUGCUCCAAAGAUUGACUUUUCUACAGCGAUACAGAGACUACGGAAUUAGAGUUUUAGUGAUUGUUAAAAUUUGAAUUUCAACUUUUUGAUAAUACGACAGUUUGCAGUUUGGUUCUAAAAACAUAGAAUAUGCAAAAUAAAAAUGUUAAACUAAAAUUAUUUAUCAAUUGCACUUUUUAUUUAUCUCUUCAGUUCAUGUAUACUGCAAACUGCACUUCUUCAACAUUCACAAAAAAAAUUGGCUGAAUUUCAAUAGCAUUUUUUAUGGAGUUGUGAACACAAUACCGAAAUUUCAGUAAAUGACAUUGACUACAGUAUGGAGAAUUUGACAAGUAAGAUUUCUAUUGGACUUGAAAACCUUCAAUAUUGGUGGGUGAAAAUUUGUGGACUAUCCAAGUACAGCAAGUUCAGAAGCGUUCCUUUAAAAAGGGUGUUUAUUUGAAUGACAGUUUAUGUCGAAUUAUGAUAUUUUAUAUUAUGCUUAGUGAUUUUUCACGCUCGAAAAUUGCAAAUUACACGGGGACCUCAUCUGACAAAACAC
Molecule: messenger RNA, 1969 nt
Organism: Culex quinquefasciatus (southern house mosquito)
Lineage: Eukaryota; Metazoa; Arthropoda; Insecta; Diptera; Culicidae
Gene: Cpes
Product: ceramide phosphoethanolamine synthase
Exons: 1
Coding region: 134-1282 (382 amino acids)
Biological process (GO): phospholipid biosynthetic process
Cellular component (GO): membrane
Molecular function (GO): phosphotransferase activity, for other substituted phosphate groups
Source: RefSeq, a predicted model, not a curated record